Fomitiporia mediterranea MF3/22 is the source of this 3375-nucleotide messenger RNA. Its product is annotated as spliceosome complex protein. The record is from RefSeq and is a predicted model, not a curated record. The transcript is spliced from 7 exons. Lineage: Eukaryota; Fungi; Basidiomycota; Agaricomycetes; Hymenochaetales; Hymenochaetaceae. Gene Ontology annotation, cellular component: Prp19 complex; post-mRNA release spliceosomal complex; U2-type catalytic step 2 spliceosome. The coding region runs from base 1 to 2988 and encodes 995 amino acids. Gene Ontology annotation, biological process: generation of catalytic spliceosome for first transesterification step; mRNA splicing, via spliceosome. Gene Ontology annotation, molecular function: protein binding.
AUGCCUUCGGUCGCUCUCCUAAAACCAACUUUAGACAAUCUCAAGGCCAAUGUCACGCUUACGCAGCCCGUACCUACUCCGCUCUCUCAUCCUGAACUCCUUUCGCCUGGCGACCUGACAAGGGAGGAAGACCUUCUACGCAAUCCUUCUUCGUUUCGUCAUUGGUGGGCAGCAAUCCAAGCAACAAAGGAGACUUGCUCAGCUUUGCAAAAGGCUGCGCCGACAUCUGAUAUUGAACCCGAUGUUGCCGCGCUUCUUGGCCCACUGGCGACUCCUGAAGCUCGCCUUAGUUUCCAACGGUUAACAUACCUUUAUGAAGCUGCUCUAGUGCAAUUCCCUGGUUCUUUCAAACUAUGGAAAUCAUAUCUCCAUCUCCGCAUGUCCUAUGUAUUGGGAAAAUUUGUACAAAAGAAACGAGCUGGUGGUAAGAAGAAACUUCCGGAGAUGAAGGAAGCCUUGGAGGAUGAAAAAGAAGACCUUGAGCAAUGGGAAGGAGGCUUGGAUGGUGUUGUGGGUUAUGAGGAGUGGAAGUCGUUGGUUGCGACCUUCGAAAGAGCUCUUAUGUGGCUACCAAACCUGCCCCGAUUGUGGCUACUGUACCUCUCAAUAUUCUCGCAUCCUAUGUGUCCAGCAGCGUUUUCUCACAGCCAUGCACGACAUACGUAUGAUCGGGCAUUGCGAACCCUACCUCCUUCUUUGCAUCACCGAAUCUGGGUGCGGUAUCUUCUCUGGGCUGAAGCUAAUGGCGGCUUAACAUGUGUUGCUGUGUAUCGCCGGUACCUGGCCGUGGAUCCCAGCGUAACUGAGCGCUAUGUUUCAAUUCUCCUUUCGCCUUCAAAUCCCUCGCCGAGGCCUCUAGAGGCCGCCAAGCUGCUCCUUGCGUUAGCCCGGAAAGCCGCGACGGGCGAGUAUACCAGUCCUGAAGGAAAGAGUCCCUAUCAGCUACUAGGAGAGUGGUUGGAUGUGAUCGAGCAAUAUCCCGAGGAAGUGGGUGUUAGCGUUGAACAAACUGUGACGAAUGAGAAGGAUAAAGAGAAAGCCGCUGCUGAAGCCGCUGAGGCAGAGAAAGCCAGUCAGGAACCAGCAUCUGUGGACGGGCGCCUUAUACGAUUUGCUGGUCCUCCUGUUGCCGUAGGGAAGGACGGUAAAGAAUUGCGCCCUUACGAUGAGGAUGAGGAUCCGACGUCGUCACGAAGGCUCGAUGUAGAGCGGAUAAUUCGUACAGAUGGAUUGGAGGUUUAUAAGGACCAGGCAGGUCGUCUCUGGACAGGCCUUGCAACAUAUUGGAUCAAACGGGGCGAGUUUGACCGCGCAAAAACCACUUUUGAAGCUGGCAUGGCUGCCGCUCUGACUAUUCGCGAUUUCACGCAAAUUUUCGAUGCGUAUGCUGAAUUCUCGGAGUCGCUCGUCAGUGCGCUCAUGGAAGCGCUUGCUGACCCCGACGAAGAUGACGAAGAUGAUACGAAAGAGACUGAGAAGGAACUGGAUGAACGAAUGAAGGCGUUCGAGGAGCUCAUGGAUCGUAGGCCAUUCCUCGUCAACGAUGUGCUAUUGAGGCGGAAUCCCAACGAUGUGCAGGAAUGGGAGAAGCGUAUAGCAUUAUGGGGAAAUGAUGACGAGAAGGUUGCCGAGAUGUAUACCACGGCUCUCUCAACUAUCCAUCCCAAAAAGGCUACCGCCAACCUGCACCGUCUGUUCAUCAAUUUCGCCAAGUUUUAUGAGGAAGGUGGGACAACAGGCGAAGCUGAGAGGGAUCUCGACAGCGCCCGCAAAAUCCUGGAAAAGGCCACAAAAGUUAACUUUAGGACUGUCGAAGACCUCGCAGAGGUCUGGUGUGAAUGGGCGGAAAUGGAACUUCGACAUGACAACUAUGAUGAAGCCAUCCGUGUUAUGCAGCGUGCGGCGGUAAUUCCAAAAAACCCAAAGAUUAGCUAUCAUGAUCAUUCCCUACCCGUCCAGGCUCGACUGUUCAAAUCCUUGAAGCUUUGGUCGUUCUACGUUGAUUUGGAAGAAUCAAUAGGCACUGUUGACACUACCAAAGCCGCCUACGACAAAAUCCUUGAAUUGCGCAUUGCCAACGCUCAGAUCAUUAUUAACUAUGCAGCUUUCCUUGAAGAGAACAAAUACUACGAGGAGAGUUUCAAGGUCUACGAACGCGGAGUUGAGCUAUUCACUUUCCCUGUCGCUUUUGAAAUUUGGAACAUUUAUUUGUCAAAAUUCGUCAAGCGAUACGGUGGGUCGAAGAUUGAGCGUGCUCGCGACUUGUUUGAGCAAGCUUUGGAGCAAUGCCCUCCUAAGUUCUGCAAGGCAUUGUAUUUUAUGUACGGCAAGUUGGAAGAAGAGCAUGGCUUGGCUAAACGGGCAAUGAAUAUCUACGAACGUGCUACGCAAGCCGUCACCGACGAAGACAAGUUCGAGAUGUUUACUAUCUACAUCGCCAAAGCAUCCGCGAACUUCGGUCUUCCCGCAACCCGUCCAAUCUACGAACGCGCUCUUGAGGUGCUUCCAGACAAACAAACAGCACAAAUGUGUCUCCGUUUCGCCCAACUCGAGCGCAAACUCGGUGAAAUCGACCGCGCACGUGCAAUUUACGCUCAUGCGUCGCAAUUCUGCGACCCACGUGUUCUCCCUGAGUUCUGGACAGAAUGGUACAACUUUGAGAUUGACACGGGUUCGGAGGACACCUUCCGGGAAAUGUUGCGCAUAAAACGUAGUGUGCAGGCUCAGUUCAAUACCGAGGCGUCUUUCCUUGCUGCACAGACGAUAGCUGCGCGCAAGGGCACGGCAGAUCUCGCUGCAGAGGCAGAGGAGGCAGCCGAUCCGAUGGCGCAGGCAGAGAAGCAGGCGACUGGAGGAAAGGGUACUACUUUCGUGGCGGCUGCAAAGACGGCUGUACCGACGGAAAAUGCGGGCGCGGAUGGGGAGGACGUGCAGGCACAACAGCAAAACGAAGAUGAGAUUCGAAUAUCUGACGACGAGGACCUAUAACUUACAUAUUAAUGUGCACCUUGUAAUCGGAGUCGUUUCCUUCGUCUUAUUUGUCCUGUAUUUGUCAGGGUGUUCAUCUAGAAUACCAUUUGUCCACUUCAGCGGCACAUAAAUCCUCCCAUUCAGCAACCCAUUCGUCCGCUUCAAGAAAUGGCUGAGAGACCCAUUUCGUGAGUAAUUGUCGUGAUUCUUCGAAUGGGAUAGAAUGACUUCGUAGUGCAUCGACAAUUUCGACGUGCAUUUGCAACGAGCGAUGGUAAGGCGGGACAAGGCUGGGUAUUUUGGUAGCAAACAUUUCUAAUGUCCAAGUACACCAAAGAGACUCAGAAUGGACCCAUGCCCAGCCCUUUACUUUGUGUGCCUCAAAUAAGAUCUCCUCAAGGUUAU